Cladocopium goreaui is the source of this 2293-nucleotide messenger RNA. The record is from the annotation of a GenBank genome assembly. NCBI's taxonomy places the organism in Eukaryota, Dinophyceae, Suessiales, Symbiodiniaceae.
AUGGGUCGGCAUAGGCCAUUGCACACCGACAUCCGUGGAGGCCGAUGCACUUUGCUCCAAGUUGAUGUUCUUGACGAAGGAUGGUUGCUUGAGGACCGUUGGCACCUAGGCUGUCAGGUCGUGGCAUUAGCUUUUUCGAAGGGUCAGUUGGAGCCAUUACCACAGGAAGUCUAUGACCAAGUGCGCUCCGAUCCCUCGUUGCUGCGCGGCUUCAUUGGCAGCUGCUGCCGUUCGCUGGGCAUUGACCCCUCGGAGGAGCUGUUGGAGGCGACGGCGACGGAGGCCACUGGGCAGCUGGCAGACGUGAUGCGGCGGCUGAAGGCCGCAGCGCUAGAGCUGGAAGAGCUCGAAGAGGAGGCACCGGAGACUGUGGAACUCUCAGAGGAUUCGGAGGAGAUGAAGGCUGAGUUGGCCUCAAGGAGCCAACGCAUCAUCGAGGAGUUGAAACCCAUGUUCCCCAAGAUUGAAGUUGUUGAGGUCUCGCUGCUGAGAGUCUUCCAGCUUCAAGACAAGAAGCGCAGCAGCGAUGCCUCGGUGGCCGACGUCUUUCGACAGGUGGAAUCUCGGAAAGAGCGCUUGAAGAUUGCAGACUAUUCCAUUACCCAAGCUUCACUGGAGCACGUCAUUGGGCCAAGCUUCAGGUCUUCAAUCAACUUGCACGGCAAGAUCAUUGAAACCUCGCAGAAUCGACCACUGGAAGAUGCUGCUGAAGCCGCUGGCCGCCCCAAGGGGGGACCUGCCAGUUUACCUGCUCCGAAACUUGUACUUCUCGGAGUGCUGAAGUGGGGUCAGAUGGUCUUUCUGCCUUUGCCGGCCGACUUGGACGAUUCCAAUGAUGACGAGGGUGUUCUGGAGGCCAGUCGGCAGCUCUCCCAGUAUGUGGCCCGACGUCGACGUCACGCUUUGCCGGCCGUGGCGGAGGCGCCGCAAGGACUUUCCGGCGGCGUUAGCGGCGGUUCCGCGGAGCUGCGAGAAGUGCUGCAGCAGCGCGUGACGCGCCUGGCGGAGGAACUCAUGAAACAUGACGUGGAGCUCCAGGAGCUUCGGCAGCGCAGUCGGGCGGUGCCUCCAGAGGUGCAUCAACUCCAGGAAGAGAACUCCGUGUUGGCCACCCGUGGCGCGAAGCUCUGCGGGGAGGCGGCGCAGCAGGCAGCGAAGCGGGGACAGCUGGAGGAGCAGCAGCAGCAGAAGAUGGAGGAGGUCCAAGGCCUGAGGGCGCAGCGCGGCCAGGUAGCGGAGCAGCUGGAGGCGGCGGAAGGCCGCGAGGCGGCCGCCAGGAGGAGCCAGGAGUCCGCGCUCAAAGCCCUGGAUCUGGAAAGGUGGCGUAGUCAGGACUUGGUGCGGUCCCUGACGUCGGCCCUGCAGCAGCGGCAGCUCAGCAGCGAGGAGGCGGAGAAGAGGGCGCUGCAGGCGGAGCGCGAGGCCACUUCGCUCGAAGCAAGCUGCGCGGGGCCUGCCGAUGUCCAGCAAGCUGAAAGCGUGGCGGAGAAGGAGAGCCUGCGCAGGCAGCAGCUGGUGCAGCAGCUGGAGCUGGAACUGGAAGAGGCGCAGCGUCAGAGAGGUGAACAUGCAGAGGAGCAGCAGCGGCGGCAGCGACAGAACCAGGCUGCGGUGCAGCAGCAAAGGACGCUGCAACGGCUGGCACAGGCGCGCCUUGAGGCGCGAGGGUUGGAAGAGGCGGCGCAGACCUUGGCCAAAGAGCUGGCGGAGAGUGAGCAGAAGUCUGAGGAGAGCGACCGCAAGGCCAUGGCUGUGGCGAAGGAACUCACAGAGACAUCGAAGCACGUGGCCAUGCUGCGCGCAGAGUUCAGCAGCGGAACCCUGCAGCGGAAAGAGCUGGACGCGGCGCGGAAGGAAGCUGGGGCCUUGCAACAGCGCUUUAGCGCUGUCGGAGCUCAUGAGAGGUCUCCGCUGGAGGAGGAGCGCGCACUCAAGGAGGCGCUCCGCAGUGCCUGGGAGAACGAGGCCUUGGAGCGUACGCAGACGGAGGAGAAGCUGCAUCGUGCGGAGGUCUUCUGGCAGCGCUUGCAGGAGCAGCUGCAGUCCCUCACCUCCUUCGCGCAUCGCUGCAGGCAUGAUUUGCUGGGAAGCGGCCUGCCGGUGCUUCCGCCACUCACCUGGGAUGCUGCAGGGACCGCAGGUUCCCUCAAGGCCUUGGUGGACUUCUUCGAGUCCAUGGCAAAGCUGCGGAUGCACACAGAGGCCAAUGGGCCCCGCGUGCCAUCGCUGUCUGCAUCCCCUGCUCGCAGCCAGCCAUGGAGAUGAAGGUCCUCCGUCUCCAGGUUUCACUGAG